Messenger RNA from Brienomyrus brachyistius, 2729 nucleotides. RefSeq names its product ATP synthase mitochondrial F1 complex assembly factor 2 (gene atpaf2). The coding region runs from base 371 to 1231 and encodes 286 amino acids. Gene Ontology annotation, cellular component: mitochondrion. Lineage: Eukaryota; Metazoa; Chordata; Actinopteri; Osteoglossiformes; Mormyridae. The transcript has 8 exons. Gene Ontology annotation, biological process: mitochondrial proton-transporting ATP synthase complex assembly. The record is from RefSeq and is a predicted model, not a curated record.
GUUGUACCUUGUUUUAUGUUUUUUCCAAGUAUUAUUGCGUAUGUCGUCACUUCCGCGUUGUGCCUCGCGUCGCAGGAAGCUGAGAUGAGGGUAUCUGUAAUUGAGGUCAUUAGCAGCGUGCUUUUCUCUGCGAUCACUUGUACGGAUGUAAACUGAACGUUUCUUACGAUUUUAUAUACAACUCAGAACUCAAUAUGGCUAACGUAUUUCAUGUAUAAAAUUUGGUGGAUUGAGUACAUUUAAAUAUAUUCAGCAAAUAUUCUAGUUUACUGUGCAGCUGAUAAGUUUGUCAGACUUGGCAUUGGCAGCGUAUACCUGUAACGAUAUUGAUUGUAAUCUGAAUUGUUUAGGGAUCCCUUACUUGUUCACAAUGCUAAGAAAUCUGGUUAGAUUUCAACGUCAAGUAGGCUUUGCGUUUUCUAAGUGUAGGAAUCGUGACACAUGGCUUCCCAAUGUUAAUCACUCGCAAGAAUACUCCGCUGCAGCUUUGGAGAGGAAGAAAUUCUACCAAGAUGUCAGUAUUUCACAGGGAGAAGAUGGCUUGUACGAAAUUAAUCUGGACCGCAGAAAACUGAAGACUCCUGCGGGCAAGCUGUUCACUGUACCCAAUGAAGCUUUAGCCAUCGCUGUGGCAACAGAGUGGGACAUGCAGAAGGACACACUGAAGUUCUACACCAUGCAUCUGACCACUUUGUGCAAUACGGUCCUGGAUAACCCCACCCAACGGGACAAGGGACAGAUCAUCGCAGCUGCCCUUAAGUUUCUGGAGACGGACACCAUUUGCUACAGGGUAGAAGAACCUCCAGGACUGGUAGAACUUCAGAAGAAUGAGUGGGACCCGGUGUUGGAUUGGAUUGAGAAGAGGUAUAAUGUAUUAAUUGGCUCAUCUUCCAACAUAAUGGGGCCACAAAUACCAAAGGAGACCAAAGACAUCUUCCAUCAGCAUUUAAGCUCCUACAACUUUUGGGGCUUAACGGGGCUGGAGUUUAUCAUCACACAACUGAAGUCAUUGGUGUUGUCCUUUGGGCUGGUUGACAGACACCUGACAGUGGAACAGGCUGUCUUGCUGUCCCGUCUGGAGGAGGAAUACCAGAUCCAGCGUUGGGGGAACGUGGAGUGGGCCCAUGACUACGACAUGUACGAGCUGCGGUCGCGCACCGCCGCUGGUGCGCUGUUUGUGCACCUGUCCUCAGAAAGCUGCACCGUCAAGCACAAACUGCUGCAGGACUGACGCACUUUGCCGCCUUGUGCGCUCAAGGCCCUGGCUGUGAAUAUAAAAGCAGUUGCACUCAAAACAUCUCAGCCUCUGAAUGAAACCUUAUUUUGGAGACCUGGCUGGAUCACUUAGUUUGUUUUCGAGUCAUAAAUAUUGCAGUGAAAAUUUUAAUUCGUGAAUCAAGGAAUUAUUGAUUAUUUUUUUUCCCCCGAUUGUAACAUUUCCCCAUUGAAGCUGAUUUCGAGAUACGGAAUGGAAGAAUUCCCUGAGGCGUUUCAUUGCUCAUGCUUUUCUUCAAGAAAAGAAAAGCACUGUAGUUGAUCCAUUUAUCUUCUAGUCUGUUUUCCUUGUUAGAGAGCCUAUCCCAGAAAUCUAUGCCUCAUCCCUUUGUUUUACCAACAUAUUUCUUUCUUAGAGAUAAGAAAUGGGCAAUGAUAAGAUGGGUCAUGUAAAUUUAGGGAACUUUAUGGUCCAUUUGGUUAAUCAUUUGCCUACAUUAACAUCUCUUUGUUAGUCGUACGUGUAAUCUAUAUGUUCAGCACCAAAUUGCUAAAGGCCAUCCUCACUCAUAGAAAUAGUCAAUAAGCAUGCAAUAUUAUUGCAGAUUUUAUUUGGGGGAAAAAAAGUUUGUUUUCAGUGACAUUUGAAUAUAUUGUUAAUGUAAAUUAUGUUUUUGCAAUAUUUUUGCUGAUAUGGUCCACUUUCAUGAGAUUGAUACUUAACUCUUAAAUGAAUCACUUGUGGAUUCAACUGCAGUUACACUACACGUGAACUACUUUCUGUAGAAUAUAUUAACCGUACAUGUUUCUGGUCAAGUAUCGUGAAGCUUUUAAGUUAAAUUUAGUCAUAUUGCACUGUGUAAGCGAAAGGAGCACAAACUGAAGCAGCAACGCAAGUAACAAUGCUGGCAACCAGCAAAACCUGAUAUCAGGCAUCCGAGAUGGACCAUUGGGUUCAUCAGUACAUCGGUAACUCAUCUUAUUUCCGAGCUCUGUGGGCGCAACUGGGAUUUCAGCUGAAGGGUGUGACUUGUUACACUGAACUGCAGACUAGGCUACCUAUUUGGUUGCUUUCAGAUAAGUUUCUCAAAGGCUUAUAUUUUCAUGGUUCAUGUGUCUCCUGCAUCCUGUAUAUUUUCAAUUAGUUUUGUUUUCUGCUGAAAUCCUGAGUUUGACUAUACUUGAAAUGUCAUAAUUUUCGAACAUUGUCCAAUUUAAAAUGUUUUCAGUAAGUAGUAUAUAGCGUUUGUUUUUAAAUAUCCCGGUUAAUAUCACUUAAUGAGCAAUAACUCACUUCUCUGCAGGUAUUUUACCUGUAUGUCCAGUUGUUUUACUUGUAGCGACAAUUCAAGACUUCAGUGAUCAAUCACAAUUAAUGAGUAACAGUGGAAUGUACACAUACAAUGCAUCUUUGUUAAAAGGAAUAUGACAUUCGAUCUUACAGCUUUGUUGGAAAACAUACGGAAAAACUACCUUUUGUUGUCUGCAUUUAUUAAACAGUUCAGUUCCCUGCA